AUGGAGCUCGCUCCUGGCUCGCUACGCUCGAAUCUUGACGAUCGCAAGCGAAAAGUGCACAAGGGACUCGGUCCACCCAGGUACCAGCCAGGUACCAGCCAGGAAAACUCUGAUCCACCCCGGGAUAUCGGCUCUCCUUUGGCUGGGCGUGCUGGGCAAACCCACGCCGCCCAGAGAAAGCGACACAGGGACACACAAAGGAGCUCUGCAUCCGGCAUUGACCCCGGCAAAAAUCCAGGUUGA
Trichosporon asahii var. asahii CBS 2479 is the source of this 243-nucleotide messenger RNA. RefSeq lists its product as uncharacterized. Bases 1 to 243 code for a protein of 80 amino acids. Lineage: Eukaryota; Fungi; Basidiomycota; Tremellomycetes; Trichosporonales; Trichosporonaceae. The record is from RefSeq and is a predicted model, not a curated record. The transcript is spliced from 2 exons.